AUGUCUGGUCGAGGCAAAGGUGGUAAGGGCUUGGGAAAGGGCGGCGCUAAGCGCCAUCGUAAAGUCCUCCGGGAUAAUAUUCAGGGCAUCACCAAGCCCGCCAUCCGGCGCCUGGCCCGCCGCGGCGGAGUCAAGCGCAUCUCGGGGCUGAUCUACGAGGAGACCCGCGGCGUGCUCAAGGUGUUCCUGGAGAACGUGAUCCGCGACGCCGUCACCUACACGGAGCACGCCAAGCGCAAGACUGUCACCGCCAUGGACGUGGUCUACGCGCUCAAGCGCCAGGGCCGCAAGGGCUUGACCUCGAUUCCGCUUUUGUCUUCCUCUAGAGCCAUGGCUCGUACGAAGCAGACCGCUCGCAAGUCCACCGGCGGCAAGGCGCCCCGCAAACAGCUCGCCACCAAGGCGGCCCGCAAGAGCGCGCCGGCCACCGGCGGCGUGAAGAAGCCCCACCGCUACCGGCCCGGCACCGUGGCGCUGCGCGAGAUCCGCCGCUACCAGAAGUCGACGGAGCUGCUGAUCCGCAAACUGCCGUUCCAGCGGCUGGUGCGCGAGAUCGCACAGGACUUCAAGACCGACCUGCGCUUCCAGAGCUCGGCGGUGAUGGCCCUGCAAGAGGCGAGCGAGGCUUACCUGGUGGGUCUGUUUGAGGACACCAACCUGUGCGCCAUCCAUGCCAAGCGGGUGACCAUCAUGCCCAAGGACAUCCAGCUGGCACGCCGCAUCCGUGGGGAGAGGGCUUGCUUGGCAGCCUUCGGCUUAGGGGCUUUAGCCUUGGCCGGACUCUUGGCAGGCUUCUUGGGCUUGGCAGCUGCCUUCACCUUUUUCGGGCUCUUGGCAACUUUCUUGGCCCCAGCAGUGGCAGCGGGCUUCUUCGCCUUCUUCGGGGUCUUCUUGGCGCUCUUCUUCGGGGUCGCAGAGCCAGUGGCCUUCUUGGGCUUCUUGGCUGCGCCGGCUGGCUUCUUAGGCUUAGCCGCGCCCGCCUUCUUGGCCUUGGGCUUGGCUUCCCCGGAGGCCGCCUUCUUGUUGAGCUUGAAGGAGCCAGAGGCGCCGGUGCCCUUGGUCUGCACCAGGCCGGCAGCCGCCAGCGCCUUCUUGAGCGCGGCAAGGGACACCCCGUUGCGCUCCUUGGAGGCGGCCACAGCCUUGGUGAUAAGCUCGGACACCGGAGGUCCGGUAGCCUUGCGCUUCCCGGCCGCAGCGCCAGCCUUCUUCGCCUUCUUCUUCGCAGGUGCCUUCUCCGCAGGUGCGGGGGCCGCGGGAGCAACAGGAGCUGUCUCCGACAUUUUCCUGCCUCGUGAGAAGAGCCAAAAGUCCGCACCGUUGAUAUGUAAGGGACUGCAGGGAGCGCUUAAGCAAGCUGGUCUGUUAGUAGCAGCUAUGUCUGGUCGUGGAAAAGGCGGGAAGGGGCUCGGGAAGGGCGGCGCUAAGCGCCACAGGAAGGUCCUCCGUGACAACAUUCAGGGCAUCACCAAGCCCGCCAUCCGGCGCCUGGCCCGCCGCGGCGGAGUCAAGCGCAUCUCGGGGCUGAUCUACGAGGAGACCCGCGGCGUGCUGAAGGUGUUCCUGGAGAACGUGAUCCGCGACGCCGUCACCUACACGGAGCACGCCAAGCGCAAGACUGUCACCGCUAUGGACGUGGUCUACGCGCUCAAGCGCCAGGGCCGCACCCUCUACGGCUUCGGCGGCUAAGUUGCA
Messenger RNA from Perognathus longimembris pacificus (Pacific pocket mouse), 1695 nucleotides. RefSeq lists its product as uncharacterized. Gene Ontology annotation, cellular component: nucleosome. Lineage: Eukaryota; Metazoa; Chordata; Mammalia; Rodentia; Heteromyidae. Gene Ontology annotation, biological process: nucleosome assembly. Gene Ontology annotation, molecular function: DNA binding; protein heterodimerization activity; structural constituent of chromatin. The transcript is spliced from 5 exons. The record is from RefSeq and is a predicted model, not a curated record. The coding region runs from base 1 to 1689 and encodes 562 amino acids.